AUGUUCUGGUCCGACGCCACACUUCUCGCCAACUUUGGUAACGCCAAACUCUGGCCCAUCUAUAUGUUCCUUGGAAAUCUCUUGAAGUAUACCCGCGCUCAGCCCAAUUCUCGUGCCUGCUAUCAUGCAGCCUAUAUUCCUUCUCUGCCUGACUCGCUCCAGGAUUUGCUUGCCAAAUUUCAUGCUAAAUGGCACGUGCAGAGUCAACGGAAAGAUAUUCUCGCACACUGUCGCCGAGAGCUCAUGCACUGCAUGUGGAAGACCCUACUGGAUGAUGCCUUUAUCCAUGCAUACAAGUAUGGGAUGGUCAUCCAGUGCCAUGAUGGCAUUGAGAGACGUGUCUACCCUCGAAUUUUUACUUACUCGGCUGAUUACCCAGAAAAGGUCCUGUUGGCGAAUGUCCGUGACAAGGGAAGCUGCCCAUGCCCCCGAUGUCUCAUUCCAAAAGAGAAACUCAACGGAAUGGGUGGUAAACGGGACAUGGCUUUUCAUUUCAAGACUACAUGUCAGUAUAUGCUCGAUCUCGUCCAGCAAGCCCGCACAUGGAUAUACGAGAAAUCAUUUGCCAUUGGCGGGGCCAAAGUCGAGAGGCUUUUGAAACCGUUGUCCCUGGUGCCAACAAUUAAUGCCUUUGUGGAUCGUCUAGGACAGGACUUUGAUGUACACUCCAUCCUUGUUGUUGACCUCAUGCACGAAUUCGAGUUGGGUGUCUGGAAGGCAUUCUUUACCCACUUGAUUCGCAUUCUGCAUGCUGCCGAGUCAGCAGGAAACCCUGGUCUCGUCGCCGAGUUGGAUCGAAGAUAUAGGCAGGUACCUGGUUUUGGUUCCACAAUCAGGACAUUUUCAGCAAAUGCCUCUGAGAUGAAGCGUUUGGCAGCAAGAGACUAUGAGGAUCUUCUUCAGUGCAGCAUCCCUGUCUUUGAAGGUCUCCUUGACGAGCCAUUCAACACCCGCCUCAUGAAGCUCUUGUUUCGUCUCUCCGAGUGGCAUGCAUUUGCAAAACUCCGCCUGCACACCGAAACAACUCUCAAACACCUAGAGAAAACAACAGAAGAGCUCGGAAAACUCAUGCGCAACUUUGAGAAAUCCACAAGCUCUGCGUUCAUGACCUUUGAGCUCCCUAAGGAAACCCAGGCAAGAAAUCGGCGUGACGCAAGCAAAACAUCGACCACGUCCUCGGGCCGAAAGGCCAAGAAACUCAACCUCUUCACCUACAAAUGGCAUGCGCUCGGGGACUAUGUCUGUUCCAUUCGACUUUUUGGAGGAACAGACAGAUUCUCGACACAGAUUGGAGAGCUUGCACAUCGGCUUGUGAAGCGCCUCUAUGGUCUUACGAACAAGAAGAAUGCACCCAAGCAGAUUGCCAAGCGUGUUCGUCGACUUGAGAAAGCACACAUAGCCCAGGAGCACCAUCGCCUUCGUACCAAGUCUACCCAUUUUCGUCAUAACCGGCAGCCAGCUACCGAAUCUCAGUCAGGCGAGGAAACUGCUGGUGAUGACUCUGACCUUUGUUACUUUGUUUCGCCAUCUCAGAACAUCGCUAUUGACGUGUUUGGUCUCGUGGCACGGAAAGUUGAAUCUGGUGACCCUGCUUUCAAGGGUUUUCUGUCCAAACUCAAGGAGCACCUUCUCGGACGCAUCCUUGGACGAGACUUCGAUGGCGAUGCUCAUGAUGACUUCUCUCAUGAUGAACAAGCGUCCGUUCGUAUUCUGCAUGGAAGAAUUUAUCAAGUCAAAACAUGCCGCCUCUAUUACACAACCUACGACGUCCAAUGUGAAUGCGAUACCAUCAACCCUUCAACUCGCCCGUUUGUCAUGGUCCAAGCCCCGUCUGGUCUAAAUGAAAGUUUUUGGUAUGCACAAGUCCUUGGUGUAUAUCAUGCCAAGGUCUACACCAUUCUGCCAGGAGUGAAGGACGGUCAAAAGGUCCACCGGAUGGAGUUUCUUUGGGUGAGAUGGCUCGGGGAGGAACCGGGUUACGCUCAUGGCUUCUUGCAUGCACGACUUCCUAAAGUUGGAUUUGUGACCUCGACGGAUGACUAUGCGUUCGGCUUCUUAGAUCCUGCUCAUGCGAUACGUACCUGCCAUCUCAUUCCAUCCUUUGCUCAAGGCAGAACAUUGGAUCUUCUUCCUGUUCGCCAGUCAGACGGUCGAAUGAUUGGUGAAUCCAAUGACUGGGCCAACUUCUACGUUGAUAUCUUUGCUGACCGAGAUAUGGUUAUAUGUUAUUUUGGCAGUGGGAUUGGACACUCAGGCUGCUGUAAGUCUACCACUGCCCAGCCUUCUAAUCACACGGAGAGCACGAGGAUGGAUAUCGAUGAUGGGUUCGCCUCCAAGUCAACGGAUGAGUCAGACGUAGAGAUUAUGGUGCCGGCUUUAGUCCGUGGCGCAGAUGACGAGUCCAGCACGGAUGACGACUCGGAGUCUAGCGAAGAUGAAGGCCCCGACGAUAACAUACAUCGCUCUGGGUCUGAAUCAAGUUCGGACUCCUCAAGAUCAGAUAGCAGUUCAGACAGCAGCUCAGACAGCAGCGCUAAUUUAGGUUAUGCAUCGCCGUAG
Cyclocybe aegerita is the source of this 2559-nucleotide messenger RNA. NCBI's taxonomy places the organism in Eukaryota, Fungi, Basidiomycota, Agaricomycetes, Agaricales, Hemipholiotaceae. The record is from the annotation of a GenBank genome assembly.